GGGAAAAGUCUCCAGACCACACCUGAAAAAAAAUUUUUUUCAAAAAGGGACAGGCAGUGUGGCUCAGGUGGUAGAGCACCCUAGUGAGCCAGAGGCCCUGAGUCCAAACCCCAGUGCUACUGAGCACGUCCCCGAGGGGCACUUUCUUUCUCAGGAUGCCUUGGCGCUAGGCAAGCGUGCAUCCUAAGCCCCAGUGGUCUUCAUGCCCAGGUUGCCAUAGGUGAAUAGAUGGCCCUGCAUCCUGUGUGUUAACUUUAAGUUUCUGAGGCAGGGUGGGUGGAGCCUGCCAGGAGGAGUAGCUGGGCACAGGAGACCUGCAGAUCUGGGCAGAUCCCCUCACAUCCUCUCCGCAGGGCCUCAGCCCCAGGCAGAGGUUGGGCUGUGGGCGGAUUAGCUCCCCUAAGCCUCCAGGCCUCCUGUCGCGCCGGCUACCAUGGUGUCCCUGUUCUCUGGGCACGUUCUAGUGCGCAACAACAGUGACCAGGAUGCACUGGACACCGAAGCCGAGCUGUGCCGCCGGCUGGAGAACCGGCUGCUGUUGCUCUUCUUCGGCGCGGCCGAGUGCCCUCGGUGCCAGGCCUUCGCCCUAGUGCUGCGGGACUUCUUUGUGAGGCUCACGGAUGAGUUCUAUGUGCUCCGCGCGGCCCAGCUGGCCCUGGUGUACGUGUCCCAGGACACCACGGAAGAGCAGCAGGACCAGUUCCUCAAGGAUAUGCCAGACAAGUGGCUCUUCCUGCCCUUUGAGGACAGCCUGCGGAGGGAGCUCGGGCGCCAGUUCUCCGUGCAGCGCCUGCCGGCGGUGGUAGUGCUGAAGCCAGGCGGGGACGUGCUCACUCAGGACGCGGCUGACGAGAUCCAGCGCCUGGGCCCCGCCUGCUUCGCCAACUGGCAGGAGGCGGCCGAGGUGCUGGACCGCAGCUUCCUGAUGCCUGAGGACCUGGAGGACCCUGUGCCGCGGAGCCUCACCGAACCGCUGCGCCGCCGCAAGUACCGCGUGGAUCGGGAGGCGCGGGACCGGCGUGGGGAGGAGGACGGGACCGGGGCGCUGUUCUGACCCCGCCCCGAGCCGGGCCUGGAUAUGGGCGGUGCCUGAAUGGCUCGGG
Molecule: messenger RNA, 1103 nt
Organism: Perognathus longimembris pacificus (Pacific pocket mouse)
Lineage: Eukaryota; Metazoa; Chordata; Mammalia; Rodentia; Heteromyidae
Gene: Nxnl1
Product: nucleoredoxin like 1
Exons: 2
Coding region: 434-1054 (206 amino acids)
Biological process (GO): photoreceptor cell maintenance
Cellular component (GO): mitochondrion
Source: RefSeq, a predicted model, not a curated record